UUCAUUCAAUGGAAAGUUAUCAUUGAUUAGUUAAUUGCAAAUACUCCUUACUUUUUGGUUUAUUGUUUCAAUUAUUUUCAUCAUUUUCGUACUUGUGCUUUUCUAAUCCAAGUUGAUCGCUUAAAGAGUAAUUUGAGCCUUGAGACCAAUGGAUUGUCCAUUUCAAAUACCUGAAUCACUUUCUAAAGUGAAUGAUUAUCAAAAUCUUCUUACACAACUCCAAAAUGCAAUCGAAAAUAUUGAAUCUUAUCGUGAUAAAUUGUUGGAUAAAAGUAAAGAAUUAACAAUAUCUUUGGAUCAUUUGGCUUUUGAUGGAAGUUCGAUUGUUAUUACAAGGGAAAUUGAUGUUAUCAAAGGAAAAGUUACAAUUGUGGACAAAACUUUAUCUUCAUUAUCUGUUUUGCAAAAGUAUUCGGAAGAAGCAUCAGAUCUUCAUGAAUCUAUGCUUCAACGUCCAAACUAUCUAAUGCUCAAUUCAAAAUUCUUUAGAUUAAGUGUUUUAGGUUUUGAAUUUUAUACAUUCAUAGAGAUGAUUAUAUCUUUCAUUAAGCGAUCGGUGCAACCAAGUGCAAUCUCAAUGAACUCUUUGGAUUCGGGUCACAAAUCUCCUUAUGAUUUCUCAUCGAUUAUUGACAAACUGUUGAAGUCUUUGGAAAACAAUUCAAAUCCUGAUUCACAAAUCCAAGUAGAAUCAUUACUUAAACUUGCUCAAAGUGAAUUACAAUUUAUCAGGCAAUCAAAAGAUAUGAAUGAAGGACAAUUAACACUAAUCAAAAUCUAUUGUGAUAAACUUAAUCUUCUGGAUGAUGAAUUAUCAUCAAUUGACAAGGAAACGGAAAACAAACCAAAGCAAAAAGCAAAGAAAUUACGAGAUAUCGUUAAUGGAACUCGAUUAAUUAUCAAAGAAACGUUCGAAUUGAUUGUUGCUCUAAAAACAGUCGAAUGGAUUAACGAAAGUGACGAAAUAUUUGUCGUAAUUAACGAGAAAGGAGCUGAUUCUUUUGAUGAUGUUAUCGAUUACAUGGAGAAAAUUAAAAAACAUUGGAUUGAGAGAAAGACAGUUAAUGAAACGAGUAAAGUCUGUAGACUUGCAGCAUUAAGGAGAUUCAAUGUUUACAUCAAACAAAUGAAGAAAUUGUCAAUACUUAAAUCUGAAUUGGAAUCAGAUUGGAUCAUUUUAGGAAUAAAAAAUAUUAUAACAAAUUUCAAUCGGAUUGAGAGAUCUUCAUCGAGAAUUGUCAACAAUGCUUAUUAUCUCACCUACAAAGGACUACCGAAACCCCCUGUUGAUGUUCCUGUUGGAUUCAUAAGAGAUGAUAUAAUUUACAAAGACCUGGAUGAGAACUCUCAUCAACAUCUUAUAAUCGUUUUAAUAUAUCUUAUUAGAUAUCUUGAUUAUCUCAAUUCAUUGACUUGGAACAAAUUUCAGGACAGAAAACCUCGAAGAGUGUGUGAUAAUUUCGUUGAUAUGAUUUAUGUCUUUAAAGCAUUAGUCGACUCAGACUUGGAUGACAGUGAAUUAAAAUCGAUAUCCUUUGACUUGGCCGAUCGUCUAUGUUUGGCCAAGAUCAAAAUAUCGAAUGAUCGAGAUGCAUUAGAAUAUCGACUUUUUCGUUACAAGCCAAGAAAACCAUUUAAAUUUGUAGAAUUACAGAAAAUCUUUAAUCGUAAUCAUCCCAGUAAACGUUAUCCUGUUAUGAAGUAUAUCGAGAACAAUUUAGACGAGAUAAUCAAUGGAUUCAAUCGUAAAGUCACUAAUCGUGGGCAAAUGAUGAUCAUGAAAAGUGCCAUGGAAAUGAUGAAAAGAUCAUUAAAAACUUUAAAACUUAUGCGAACUGAUUUUAAUCUCGAUCCUCAAGAAAAGUAUCUUGGUAAUUAUCUAGUUAAUCAGUCUGCUAAUGAGUUUUGUUAUGUUGCCGAAACUCUUGGCACUUUGUUGGACAAUUUUCGACCCAACAGACGAACUCCUUUUAGCUUUAAUGCCGAUGGAAAAUUCACCCAACAAAUAAACGAGAUUGGACUUGGAAUGAAAAAAGAUUUCGAGAUGGAGAUUAACUCACAAAUAGAGAAAUUAAAAGCUACGAUCAAAGAAAAUGAAGAGAAUUUAGAAUCGACAAAAGAGGAAAAGAUACAAUUACGAUACUUAACAUCGAUAGUCAAACGAAGUAUAUUGAUUCCAAUCAAAGAGAUUGAAUUGAGUGAAAAAGACGAAAUUGAAAUAUUAAGAGAGAUAAUCGAAGAAUAUGAAUACACUUUGAUUCUUUAUGGACCAAUUGAUUAAUUUUUAAUUGUUUCUUAUUUCUUUGUUUCAUUAAUUCUAUUGUUUUGUUAUUCCAUUGUAAUAUUUAAAAUUAAAUUUCGAUCCUUGUAUUA
This is a messenger RNA of Panonychus citri (citrus red mite), 2373 nucleotides long. RefSeq lists its product as uncharacterized. NCBI's taxonomy places the organism in Eukaryota, Metazoa, Arthropoda, Arachnida, Trombidiformes, Tetranychidae. The transcript has 2 exons. The coding region runs from base 149 to 2281 and encodes 710 amino acids. The record is from RefSeq and is a predicted model, not a curated record.